AUGAAGAAAUCAUUCAAAGAAAAGAGAGAAACAAAGAAAGAACUAGAGAAAAUGAAGAAGGAGAUGGAGGAAUAUAAGAUGACACAAGAAGCUGCAAAUGAUGUGCUUGCAAUGAUGCAGAUGCAGAUACGGGAAAAGACGUUAAGAUUCAGAAACAUCAGUGAAAAACAAAAUGAGGAUAUAGAAAAAAGAAUAAUAGAAGAGCUAGCAAAAUGGCUAGAAGUUGAAGAAGUGGACUUAGAACUUCCUGGCAUGGUGCCCCAAGUGCAUACUGUUGUUUGCAGUGGAACUAACCCUGUGGAUAUUACACAUGAGUGGUAUGAAGGAGGUGACCUGGUAAUUGGUGGGAUAGCGUCUCUUAUCCGUUACAUAUUCCCCAUCCUUUCCUUCAAGAAACACCCUUCUCAUGGCUUUAUUAAUAUCCCAGUGGUGAUAACAAAGUACUACCAACACAUUCUGGCCUUGGUGUUUGCUGUUGAUGAGAUCAAUGAGAAUCGCAAGAUCUUGCCCAAUGCCACUCUUGGAUUCCACAUCUAUGAUAGCUAUUUUGAUUCAAGGAUGACCUACCAAACCACUCUGGAUUUGCUCUUUAAAGCACAUCACUUUGUCCCCAACUACAUUUGUGGCAUUCAGAAAAAUGUAGUAGGAAUUAUUGGGGGACUUAGCUCUGACACCUCCUCAUCCAUGGCCGAUGUCUUACGUCUUUACAAGAUUCCACAGAUUUCAUAUGGUUCAUUUCAACAAGCCAUGAAUGAUCAAAUCAGAUUCUCUUCCUUUUACCGCAUGGUUCCCAAUGAAAGACUUCAGUAUCAGGGAAUUAUCCAGUUACUUUUGUAUUUCGGAUGGAAAUGGGUUGGGGUCAUCACUCCAGAUAAUGAAGCUGGAGAACGUUUCCUACAGACUAUUGAGUCAAUGAUUUUCAAGAAUCAGAUGUGCUCAGCAUUCACAGAAACGAUUGAGUACCAUCUGCAUUUCACCGGUAGCUUUCGAGAUACCUUAGAUGAUUCAAUGCGUGGAUCAAAGCUAUUCACACGAGUAUUAAUGAGCAAAGCCAAUGCUGUUGUUAUAUAUGGAGAAAGUCAAUCUAUUGGAUGGCUGUUAAAUGCUGCAAAGACAACGACAGUUAUUCAGCUAAUAUAUCAUCCACAUAUGAAGUUACCUGAAGGAAAAGUGUGGAUUACAACAGCUCAAAUGGAUUUCCUAUUAGAUAUGUUUCAAAAAGGGGUAGACUCGAACUUACAAAUGUUCCAUGGUGCUAUCUCCUUUGCUAUCCACUCCAAGGAGACUCAAAGCUUCCAGGACUUUCUUCAGCAUGUAAACCCUUAUUGGGAAGAUGGAGAUGGUUUUAUCAAAGAUCUCCACUCAUUCCUGAAGAGGAUCUCAUUCAACAACAGUGCUGGGGAUGAAAUUGCAUUAAAUGAACAUGGAGAGUUAGAAGCUGGCUUUGAUAUCACAAACUUAGUCACUUUCCAAAAUGGAUCAUAUGUCAGGGUCAAAGUGGGGAGGCUGGAUCCUCAGUCCCCUCCUGGCAAAGAGCUCACCAUUAAUGCGGAAAGAAUCAAGUGGCAUAGUGGGUUCACUCAGGAACCGCCGCUUUCAAUAUGUAAUGCCAACUGCCGUCCUGGUUAUGGAAAGAGAAAGAAGGAGGGGGAGAAGUUUUGUUGUUAUGAUUGUGAUCCAUGUCCUCGUGGGAUGUUCUCAAAUGAGAAGGCUAUGGUACUUGGCAUUUUCAUUAAGCACCGGGACACUGCCAUCGUCAAAGCCAAUAACAGAAGCCUCACUUACAUUCUCCUCAUCUCCCUCCUCUUGUGUUUCCUUUGCUCCUUGAUGUUCAUUGGAAUGCCUAAUAAGGCAACCUGCCCAUUCCGACAAACGGCUUUUGGCAUUGUCUUCUCUGUGGCCCUCUCUAGCAUCUUGGCCAAGACUAUUUCAGUGGUUUGGGCAUUCAUGGCUACCAAGCCAGAUUCCAAAAUCAGGAAGUGGGUAGGCAAAAAACUGGCUUAUUCCAUUGUCCUUUCCUGCUCUGUGAUUCAAGUAGGAAUCUGUGCCUCCUGGUUGGCAACCUCCGCCCCAUUCCCAGAUGUGGACAUGCACUCAAUGACUGAAGAAAUAAUAUUCUUAUGUAAUGAAGGGUCAGUCCUCAUGUUCUAUUGUGUUUUAGGCUACAUGGGCUUCCUGGCCACUGUCAGCUUCACUGUGGCCUUCUUAGCCAGGAAGUUGCCUGACAGCUUCAAUGAAGCCAAGUUCAUCACCUUCAGCAUGCUGGUCUUCUGCAGUGUUUGGUUCUCCUUUAUUCCCACAUACUUGAGCACCAGAGGAAAAUACAUGGUGGCUGUGGAGAUCUUCUCCAUCUUGGCUUCCAGUGCUGGCCUGUUGGGUUGCAUCUUUUCCCCUAAAUGCUACAUUAUUGUGGUGAGGCCUGAGCUGAAUAACAGAGAGCAGCUAAUACGGAGAAAGAUGUAA
Zootoca vivipara (common lizard) is the source of this 2463-nucleotide messenger RNA. Lineage: Eukaryota; Metazoa; Chordata; Lepidosauria; Squamata; Lacertidae. The record is from RefSeq and is a predicted model, not a curated record.